GGCAGUAAAGCUGCCUCUUCGGUUUACACAUUCAAAUCGAGGUCACGUGACCCCAUAUUGAAAAUGACAGGCUGGUAUUUUAUGAGUUUGCUGGGUCCUCUGCUUUAUGGGUUUCUGCGCAAGACGAAGAAAGGGGCUCGUUUAUCAUCGACAGUCGAAAGAAAGAAACUUCUAUGAUAGCCAGCGUCUGACAAAUGUGAUAAACUUUUAAUUCGUUGGAGUGCAAACAGACUACAAAAAGUUACCUUUGUUCUACAUAGAUCUGUAACAGCGGAUGUAACAAUACUAGAACACACCUGUACAAAAAGACACACCCUUGAGCAGAUAAACAGAUAUUAAGCAAGGAUCUGAAUGAAGUCUGAUUUAGCUCCGUGAUUGGUUGGAAUCGCGUCACGUGACGGCUGAGUAGGUCGAUGGAGGAGAUGAUUUGAGUUAUCAUAAUAUGACACAUAGAAAGGGGAAUGAAAUAAAUUUCAGCCGAGACAUGCACAAAACUGCGUUUUACAACCAUCAGUCUGUGUUCCAGAAUUACUUCCCCGGGGACACAAAUUAUUCCUACGAUGUUCCCUAUUGCCAACCGAACAUGUCUCCAUCAAACGGGGACUUCUUCUCUCAUCCGUCGUGCGCAGUGCAAAACAGCAGCAUUCCUUCUCCUACUGGAAUUUUCAGUACACAGUACACAGGAUCCGAGGGCUACUCUAACCACUUGACCGGAGUUGGGAGUCCGAAUCCAACCUCUUUCAGCAAUAAGGGCGAAAUCUAUCCUUGGAUGAAAGAGUCACGACAAAAUUCAAAGCAAAGACAAGCAGCAACAGCGCAGCCACAAACGCAACAACAACAACAAACGCAACCAAACCAACAGCAACCUGGACAAACGGGACAGACAACAACCCCGCAACCACAGCCCGAGCCAACUAAGAGGGCUCGGACUGCGUAUACUAGCGCCCAGCUUGUAGAACUGGAGAAGGAAUUCCAUUUUAACCGUUACCUCUGCCGACCAAGGCGAAUAGAAAUGGCGGCACUGCUCAGCCUGACUGAAAGACAAAUCAAAAUUUGGUUCCAGAACAGACGAAUGAAAUUCAAGAAGGAGCAGCGACAAAAGCCGCACUCAGAGAAAUGUAAACACGACGGGAAUAUGUCCGGAAGUGAAAGUGAUAGUCAGGGCUCGACUUCCGGUGGUGGAGACAGAGUGGGGAGUGAAUGUGGCGGGAAAUUGAGUCCCGACGACUUCGUUCAUUCUCAGUCACCCCACGGACUACACUCCGGCCUCGGGGCCCACAACAAUCACACCAACCACAAAACCUCUCGCUCCCCCCAGAUACCGGGCCAGGAUCUCAAUCUACGUCAUCAGUACCUCGCCGAUAACGGCAGUCAUUACUUCCGGGAGCAGACGUCACCUCGUCAGACGCAGUCUCUGUCUCCUCCACAUCAGCAGUACAGCGACAUCUACCAGCAGUCGCAACAUCCGGGCUACAAUCACAUCCCCUCCGAUAACCCGGGGUACCCCGCUGCGGGUCCGUAUAAUACUCACAGUCCCAUGUAUCCCGAGGUACCGCACAUGAACGCUCAUAUGGACACGGGAAACGCCCAUCCUUUCUCUUCCAAUAUGGGAUACUCUUCUUCCGGAAUUCCUAAUUCUAAUUGCUAUUCUCAGGGCUCUUACGACUAUGUGCCAAAAUUGACACAUCUAUGAAUAUGGAAAGAUGGAUAUUUUUGUCGAAUUGUUCCGCUGCAUCAUUCAGAUGUUUCUAGCUUUGAAAUGCAUAUUUUUCUCAUAGCAAUUAGGGAGGAUUCUUAAUACAUGUACUUCUGAGCAGAAGGAAAUUGACGGAAUCUGCAUAGAGGACAAAUAGUUUACUAUUGGUAAAGCCUGUCUUGGAAUUGUCACGUUUCUGUUAAAUCCUGUAAUAAACCUAAUUGAUUUCACACUAUCGCGAAUCAGGGAGUGAAAUAAAGCGGCCGGAACUCAAUUGAAACGAUAGCCUUAACGAGCUGCCUAUCCUGACACUUGUUUAAUAAAGUAAUGGUCUUUUAAUAGUGUCCUCUAGCGAGGAAAUAUACAGCUGUAUUAGGACGCUGGUCACUUACACACAAUCGCCUCAAUAUGGCGAUCUGUCAACGGAAUCUGCGGGCAGACUGCACCGUCAGAAGGAAGGGUCGAGUGGUCAGCCAGUGAGGGUGAUACCCGGCUUUGCCCAUUGUGCAAUGCCGUCACCUCUACCAUCAAGCAAUACGUGUAACCUCUACCAUGUGACAAUACAUGUAACCUCUAUAUACCAUGUGACAAUACGUGUAACAUUUAGCACGUGACAGUACCUUUAACCUCGACCAAAAGCAUUAAUGAGAUUUGUAUUGGUAGUCUAAUCAGGGUAAUUUAUGUCAUGCCAAACGAGAAUUUCUCUGUUUUAUUAUUUUUGUAUUGUUGUCCAUGUCUGUUUUAGUAGUGGUUUUUGUCCAAGCAAAAUUUAGUUGAUAAUAGGUGACGUCUAAAUGUCUUAUAGAAAUAGUUGUAAUGUCUCGUUCACUGAAGUCCUUUAUUGUUAGCAUCUGGAAUUAGAAAUCAUUAAAAUAAGUUUUAAAUGGUUGACUUCGAAGAACGAAUGGAUAGGGAUUCAUGCAUUUAGAUUUAUUCCUGUUUACUUUCCUAAUUACUUAUAUUACCUUAUAUUGUUUACUGAAAUCUAGUUCUCCGACGUUGGACUAAGAUGUUGUUUUCUCAUUGACCUACAUUGUGAAUUGUCCCGAUGACAAAAUCUUAAAUAAAUGAAUUUAGAACGUA
Messenger RNA from Magallana angulata, 2779 nucleotides. Its product is annotated as homeobox protein Hox-A4-like. NCBI's taxonomy places the organism in Eukaryota, Metazoa, Mollusca, Bivalvia, Ostreida, Ostreidae. The coding region runs from base 443 to 1693 and encodes 416 amino acids. Gene Ontology annotation, molecular function: RNA polymerase II cis-regulatory region sequence-specific DNA binding; DNA-binding transcription factor activity, RNA polymerase II-specific. Gene Ontology annotation, cellular component: nucleus. The transcript has 4 exons. Gene Ontology annotation, biological process: regulation of transcription by RNA polymerase II. The record is from RefSeq and is a predicted model, not a curated record.